ACACACACACACACACACACUCCUGCAGCAGGAUGAUCUCUCAGGUCUUCAUCUUGUCCUCUCAGGGAGACCACCUCAUCUAUAAAGACUUCCGGGGGGAAGCAGGCAGUGAUGUCGUCAGUGUUUUCUACGAGAAGGUCACAGCUCUGACCGGAGACCAGCCUCCGGUCGUCAUGAGUCACAAAGAUCUCCACUUCGUCCACGUCAGACAGGGAGGGCUGUACUGGGUCGCCACGACGACAGCUGACUCCUCCCCCUUCACCAUCAUCGAGUUCCUCAACAGGCUGGCGUCUCUGGUGAAGGACCACUGUGGCUGUCUGUCAGAGACGUCUGUGCAGAUGAACUUCGCUCUGAUCUACGAGCUGCUGGACGAGGUGGUGGACUAUGGUUACAUCCAGACGACGUCCUCUGACGUCCUGAAGAACUUCAUCCAGACUGAAGCCGUGUCCUCCAGACCGUUCAGCCUGUUUGACCUCAGCAACGUCGGCCUGUUUGGAGCAGAGACCCAGCAGAGUAAAGUGGCUCCGAGCUCUGCAGCCACCAGACCCAUCCAGUCCAGCAGAGAGCAGGGAGGGAAGAGUGAGAUCUUUGUGGACGUGAUCGAGAGGAUGUCUGUGGUCAUCGGCUCCAACGGAGUCCUGAUGAAGGCCGACGUUGAAGGAGAGAUCAGAGUGAAGUGCUUCAUGCCCAGCUGCUCAGAGAUGAGGAUCGGCCUGAACGAAGAGUUCAGCAUCGGAAAGUCACAACUCAGAGGUUACGGAGCAGCGGUUCGUGUUGACGAGUGCAGCUUCCAUCAGGCCGUCAGACUGGACGAGUUCAACACAAACCGGAUCCUCAGACUCUGUCCCAGUCAGGGGGAGCAAACGGUGAUGCAGUAUCAGCUGAGUGACGACCUUCCUUCAGCGCCGCCGUUCAGGCUCUUCCCAACGAUCGAGAGGGACAGCGGGGGAAGGCUGCUGAUGUACCUGAAGCUCCGCUGUGAUCUUCCACCAAAGAGCGCUGCCAUCAACGUCUGUGCCACCAUCCCCGUCCCCAAAGGCUCCCUGAGUCUGUCUCAGGAGCUCAGCAGUCCGGAUCAGAGUGCUGAGCUGAAGCUUCAGAGCAGAUCCAUCGACUGGAAGAUCCCUCGCUUCCCCGGAGGAACACAACUGUCUGCUCUGUUCAAGCUGGAGGUCCCUGGUCUCAGCUCCUCCUCCAUGUUGGAGGUGGGUCCGGUGGUUCUGGUCUUUGAGCUUCCUCAGCUCACCGUCACUGGUCUUCAGAUCCGGUUCCUCCGUCUGUCUCCGGUCCAGCUGGGUCCGUCUCAGCGCUGGGUUCGCUACGUCACCCACUCUGACUCCUACGUCAUCCGCGUUUAACCAGGAAGUGAACUGUUUCAUUUAAUGUAGAUGUCCUUUCAGAAUAAGAGAUAAUAGUAUGACCUUUAUUUUGUUAACUGAUUUUUUUAUUCAGUUCCACACUGACUUUAUUUAUUUUUCUUUUUUAAACUUUCAUUAAAUAAUCCCUCAUUUCUCUUCAUGUCAACAAAUCCCCAAGCUUCAUGUUGGUCCGUCUCUCAAUACGGUCUGACUUCCUGUCUGGGGCUCAUUGGUUCCUAAAACAUCUGCACUCUGUGGUUUUUAUCAAACAAACAGGAGGAAAUAGUGACUUCUUUGGGACUAUUUUCAGCGGCGGAUGAAUCCACAUGUGCUGCUCUAGUGAGUCCGAAUAAACAAGGAUGUGUAGAAUGAGAGAAAAGGACUGAAUUUCUGAAAGUUUCUUGAGAUCAAGUGUUAUUGUUCACACACACGUCUGUAAAUAAAAGUGAAGUCAUGUUUCAUCUAUAUUUUACUUUCUAUCUGAUGUUUAGAUAUUUGAAUAUGUUCAGAGUUUAGAUGUCAGAUUUCACUGAGCUGAAGGUUCAGUUUGUAGCUGAUUGAAAACAAUGGAGGAGCUGCUUCACUUCUCUUUCAUUCAUUAAUCCGUCUGUGGUUCAUCGUUUGCUUUUGAACGCUUUGUUUAGCGACCAGAGUUAAAGUUAGAAGCGUCUGAUGAUCCUGAGAUUAUUUCACUUCUCUGAUAUAAUCUGAUUUUCUACCAAAAACAGUUGAGGAGGAAGUAUGGUGCAUGCAGUGAAGCCUGCACGAUACUUUACUCACGGAAAAGUACAAAAGUAUCGGCAUCAAAAUGUACUUAGAGUAAGAAAAGUAAAAGUACUCAUUAUGCAGAAUAAUAUGUAUUUAACUAAUGUAUUACAAUGAUGCAUUCAUGUGUUUGUCACUUUCAUGCUGGUAAAGGUGGAGCUCAUUUCAGUGAAUUUAUUUGAUAAAGUCUUUUUGAUUAAAUAUCAGAAUGUAUAUGUUGAUUACAUUUUGUUUUAUUGAUCUGAAUCUGCAAAGUAACUCAGAUAAAUGUAUUGCAGUACAAAGUACAGUGUGGUAGAGUGGAAGUAUUUAUUUACCCCAAAACAGGACCUGAGUUCAGCCCCCCCACUGCCAGGAAACAUUCUGGCAAACAGUGAAUUCAAAUGUUUAAUCUUCAUGUUUACAGCUUCAGAGGAGCUGGUGGACUUUGGAGAGAGCCAGGCUAGCAGUUUCCCUCCGUUUCCAGUCUUUAUGCUAAGCUAAGCUAACAAGCUGCUGGUUGAACUACCAACAUACUGAAAUACUCUGGUUUUAUCAGGUGUGCUGCAUUCAUUUGAAGUAUUUCAGAGUACACCUCGACUGAAGAUGUGUGUUGUUGUUUUAGAGGGCAGGUGUAGGAUGUAGAAGAGGUAAAGGAGGAGGAAGAGAAGGAAGAA
This is a messenger RNA of Anoplopoma fimbria (sablefish), 2779 nucleotides long. RefSeq names its product adaptor related protein complex 4 subunit mu 1 (gene ap4m1). The transcript is spliced from 16 exons. Gene Ontology annotation, biological process: protein targeting; Golgi to lysosome transport. Lineage: Eukaryota; Metazoa; Chordata; Actinopteri; Perciformes; Anoplopomatidae. Gene Ontology annotation, cellular component: trans-Golgi network; clathrin adaptor complex; cytoplasmic vesicle. The record is from RefSeq and is a predicted model, not a curated record. Bases 33 to 1358 code for a protein of 441 amino acids.